UCCACCAGGCGGAUAAGUAGCCACAUUUUUUUUUAUAUGUCCCUUCCCGUGAGCAGCAGACGAGAUUUGAACUCUGCUGAGAAAGUUUGUGUGUGUUCGGGUGUGAUUAUUACAGCAUCAGACACCGUGAUGGACUUUAUUCCAAUGCGAGUUACUUAAAAGUAACAUGUUGUCUUGGUGACGACAGAGAUCUGGUCUGGAUAAUGUUCUGGUGUUGUUCUGACCCAUCCUAGGAUCUGGAAUGUACACAUGGACCUGUUCUGGGCGCUGAGAUCUGCUAUCAACAGAUAUUUUUGGACCUUGAAUCUCGAGGAAAGACAUUAAGGAGGCCGUACAUCAGCAAUUAAGAAUCCACUAAACAUCGCCAUCUUGAACAUCGCCAUCUUGAACAUCGCCAUCUUGUUUCAGGUAUGCCGAAAUGAACUUCAAAACCUUCACGCUUUUGACGAGAGAAACCAUUAACGAAUCAAAUAUUCUUGAGUGUAGGUCGAAGUCUUAUGGAGUCACUUUAAUUAACAUCUCUAGAGAUUAGCUUUGCAGUAUGGGAGUACAGAAUUCUUUGUUGCUUGGUUACAAAGUCUUCAAUCGGACGUAGAAGUAGAAGGCAGAAAUGACCACUAUACUGUCUCCUACCUUGGCACAAAUGGCUCAAGGGUUGGAGGAGCGGAUCAUCUUCUACAAUGUGUCGAUCAUCCUUGGGGAAAACAACAGAACUGAUCUCUCCCUCAGCCACCAGCACCACAACGACAGCUUCGAGGAGGUGACUCUCUUCUCGAACAUCCAACGGACUCCGGUGGGGUCUGCCAUGCCCUUCUUUUCUUUUCCGACGGUGCUGAAGAACCUGGAUGACUUUGUCAUGCCCGUCGCCUUCUGCCUUGGUAUUUUGUGCACGUUUAUGCUCAUUCUCACCUUCAUGUGCACGCCCAUCAAAUCCAGCGCCCUCAGCCACUAUCUGACCGCCUUGGGGAUUGCUGAUUUAAUCUACAUGUCUUGUUGCCUUCUGUCUUGGGUGUCCAAAAGAAGCUACGAUUUCUACAACAAAAUGGGCUUCUGCCAGAUAACGUUUUUCUCUUUGCUGCUCUCUCGCUUCUUGUCCACCUGGUACCUCUUCGCCGCGCACGCUGAGAGAUUCGUCGUUCACUUCGGCUCCUGCCGAGCCAGGAAGUGGUGCUCCACGUUCAGAACCAAGUGCAUCAUCAUCGUCAUCUUCGUCUUCUCUCUCGUCGGCUUCUCCCAUUACAUCUGGGUGGCCAACGUGUCUGAGAACAAAAAAGGCGGCACCACAUGCGCCAUCAUGCAGGAGAGCAUCAAGUACAUCGUAGAACUGGGCAAGGUGGAAAUAAUCACCGCCAUUUUCCUGCCCAUGAUUCUCAUCAUCGCCAUUGACGUUGCCGUAUGCACGAGUAUCGCAGCCACAUACAGCAAAACUUUCUUCUCCAGGGCGCAGUCUCGCAAAGGGGACGGCUGGAGGGGGGAGUACAAACUGGCCAACAGCGAGAGGUCAAAUUCGCCGUCGACGAGGUCGGGUGACGCCACGCCGCCGCCCCCGGAAUUCGACCUCUCGCUAGAAAAGACUCGCGCCACUGUGGUGGUGCUGAUCGCGGGCGUGAUCUUCAUCUGCCUGAUCCUCCCUGCCUCCAUCUACCGCGCCAAGAUUCUCUUCAUGAGCUCGGAGCGCCCCACGCCGCAAGACAUCAACAUGAUGGUGUUCUUUGAGGAGUGUGUGAAGUUUAACAGUAUUUAUAAAUUCUUUCUUUACCUCCCCUUUCUCAGAGCCUUCCGUCACGGUCUAUUGCAACUAUUUAAAGGACGCCUGAGACGGAAGAACGAUCCAGAGACCUAUCAAGAGACUUCAGUUUGAUCAAGGGGAGUCCGUCGCAGUUUAGCAAGGGGAGUCUGUCGCAGGUGUAAUGUGACUACGCUCUUACAACCGUUAUUCAGAACUGACCUGUGUAGCAUUUUAAUAACUUUUCUCAAUAAGGGCUUCAGUGUUUACUACUGGUUGCCAUGGCAGUUUCUAUUAAUGGUUUUAAUGUUACUAAAUUCUGAACUGUUUAUUCUUUGUUUUGUACAAAUGUAUGCUUCAACCUGUUACUUGUAUUCUUUCAGAAAUGUACAUAAUUAUUUAUUACAAUGUUUCAAAGUAAACUUGUACGGUAGAUCACGGAAUACGUCCUUAGGAGUGAAACUAUUGUUUAAUUGCACGUUGGUCCGUUAAAUAGAAACGCCUUGGUUUUGGGAUCACUGUUUACUACCUAAAGAAAAGACAGACUCUCUCUCUCUCUCUCUCUCUCUCUCUCUCUCUCUCUCUCUCUCUCUCUCUCUAAUCGAUGAUUGGAAUAUACCUGGACAAAAAUACUUGUGAGUAUUAUAGUAUUUCUUAUAGCUCCCGGUUAUAUUUGAUCUAUUAUAUUUUUUAUUUAUAUUUUUAUACCAUAAUCUUUAAAAUUCAAUUGAUAAAAUUACUUAAAAGUCUUUACCACUAACAUAAAAGUGAAAAGCAUAUUAGGAAAUGACCUUCUUUGUAUCCGGAAAUAAUUCUCAUUAUUCAUAAAGCGUGGUCAAGAGGCUAAAUAAGCUUGUAUUUGGCUUGGCUUGGUUACCUGUAAAGGGGGCUCGAGGUUCGACACCCGACUAGGGCAGAGUUGCGUUUACUGAGCGCCUAAAGGCAGCAUGGAAAACCUUCUACUAGAUACCCCCUUCCUCCCCCCCCUCCACUGGUCCCCAAAUGAGAUUGGACCAAAGCGCUCUGAACAUGCUUUAAGCAAUGAAAGUAAAAAAAAAGAAGUAAAGUUCCCCUUUCAGACCUUGUGGGCAGACGAUGUAAAGGUCAUCUGUUUAUGUUGCUUACGGUUAACGAGGGUGUUAUGUGGCCAGCACAACGACCAACCGUUUUUACUUUUCCCCAACUAAUGUCAGGUACCCAUUAGAGCUUGGUGGACUCAGAGCCCGAAGAACCCGAAAUUAAAAAUCCCAGUCUCCACCAGUAUUCGAACCCGGGCUUUACCUCUAAGCCACCGCGCCUCUUAAGCAUGAAAGUAGCACUAUAUAAAAGCUAUAAAAAAAAAAUCUAAGUGGAUAACAUUUAUAACCAUAUUUCUCAAUACUGUAACAUUUGUAUCCAUUUUUCGAUAUCAAUUCAAAUCAUUUGUUACCACUAAUUAAUUGACCUGUUCGUUUUUUUUAUACAAAAGUUAUAAUUAUUACAAAAGUAUUAAAUCCAUAACAAUAAUAGUGAUAAUACUUUUCUAUUCUCUUGUAACUCUUGCUGUACACUUUUUCUAGUACCUUACAGUUGCCUUUAGUUUGCUCAUUAACACCUUCAAAACUAGUUUUAUCUUGAGUAUAUAGAAUAGGUAAGCGUAAGCUGUGAUAGCCGAUGUUUCCUUAAGGUAGAUACUCUACUUUUGUAUUUUUUUGAAGAAACAUAAAGUAUUUAGCGGGCUUUUUCCCCCUUUGGGUUUUACAGUGUAUUUUUAGUCUUUUUCGGGAUGCGGUGGUUGACUAGUAAAGCGCUUGGCUUCCGAACUUGGGGUCCCGGGUUCGAAUCCUGUUGAGAUUUUAAAUUUCGGAAUCGUUAGGCACCUCUGAGUCCACCAAGCUCUGAUGGGUACCUGGCAUUAGGUGGGGAAAAGUAAAAGCGGUUGGUCGUUAUGCUGGCCACAUGACACCUUCGUGCGUCACAGAAACAGAUGAUGCGGAUGGUUUGAAAAAGAAACUUUACUAUUAGGUCUUUUCAAUCGUGUCUAUACAUUCGAAUGUUUUGAAAAAAAAAAGUGAAAAGGUUAUGGAUGUUCCAUCAGAGUUGAGGAUUAUCACUUCUAAGGCCAGAUCCCCUGCAGGACAGCGGCGGAGGGCAGGGUUCAAGUCCGGGACUACAGAGACGAUAGGCGAGAGCGCAUACCACACGACCAGGCUGUCGUCGUCCUGCAAGAGGUCUAGACUAGAACGUAAACACCUUGACUUCGGAAGAAAAAAAAGAAACUUUUAAAGCAAACACAUUAAAGAGCUAACUUAAACACAUAGAGGAGCUUACUUAAAUACAUAGAGGAGCUUACUUAAGCUCAUAAAAGAGCUUACUAAACAAAUAGAAGAGCUUACUUAAAUACAUGGAGAAGUUUAGUUAAACUCAUAGAAGAACUUACUUAAACUCAUAGAAGAACUUACUUAAACACAUAGAAGAGCUUACUUAAAUACAUGGAGAAGUUUAGUUAAACUCAUAGAAGAACUUACUUAAACUCAUAGAAAAACUUACUUAAACACAUAGAAGAUCUUACUUAAAUACAUGGAGAAGUUUAGUUAAACUCAUAGAAGAUCUUACUUAAACACUAAGAAGAGUUUACUUAAACUCAUUGUUUCUGUCCAUCUAUUUAAUUCGUCGGAAUGUCUUUGACACCGGUGGUCUCACUAUAUUUAAACAGUCCGCUGGGGUUGUCUUCUGCUAUUCCCCGAUGUCCAGUUAGGCCGAGUCGAUACCCUAAAUAGCCUCAUUACAGAGACCAAGUCUUUUAAAUGAGACAAUCUACUGUCGUGUAUCUUGUCAUUGACCGCGUCCAACAAAGUCUCUUCAAUUCAUCGUGGGAAAUAAACCAACUGCAUAGUGUUUGGGGGAUAGGAAACAGAAACAAGAUUUGAAAUAAUUACUUGUAAGGUCAAGGAGUAAAUAGAAUAAACGAAUACAAAUAAAUGUAAAAUCUGUAUAUUUUAUUCUCAAAAAUGGAAAAGCUUGUAUAAGUCCAGUGGGAUAUGUUGUAUUGCUUCUUCCCUGGUCUGUGGCAUUUUACUUCUCGAGAGACGAUCUUUUCCCUUUGCAACUUCUUGUGUGACUAAAGAGGCCAAUCAUUGAGACACAGGCCACAGUUUGCGAAUAUGUAAUCACCAGGUGCCGCUGCAUUUUCACCCUUCUUUAUACUACUGUUGUGUAUGGCAUCUGCAAUCCGAGACCCUUCCUUUAUGCUCGCUCUCCAUGUGGAUCUAUCCAGUGCUACUUUUUCCCAGCUGCUAGUGUCGAUUUUGAAGAGCUCCAUGUCGCGUUUGCAUACAUAGGUAUACCGUAAAAGUAGGCGACCAGCGGCUCUCCUGCCUUCUAUUAGAUCGCCAUACAGAAUGUCUUGUGGAAGUCGACCUACUGGCAUUCUAGGAACGUGGCCAAGCCAGCCAAGGCGUCUGCUGCUGGUAACAGAGUGGAUGUCCUGGCACCCUGCUCUUCGAAGCACUUCCUCAUUGGUUAUUUUUAUCUUGACACCUUAUUUUAAAGAUCCGCCUUUGGCAUCGGAGGUGGGAGACAUUCAGCUUUUUUUUCCUGCCAUAAGUAGGUUGACCAUGUUUCACUUCCGUACAGCAAGAUGCUCAACACACAGGUCCGGUAGACUAAGGCUUAAGUAUUGUUAGUCAGCAAAGUGUUGUCCGACACUCUUUUCUGCAACCGUGACAUGAUGCCCAUUGUUUUCUUCCCUUGUGCCAAUACGGAAUAUAACGGGUUGCCUGAAUCAGCCAGGGAAAACCAAAGAUUUUGCAGGGUUUUAGACUCUAAUUAACAUGCACAAAAAUUAACUAAUAGAUAUGCCUAUAACCUAAUUAUCUUCUCUUGUUUUGAGGACUGUGUAUCAUUAUUAUAUGUAAUUAUAUAAUUAUGUAAGUUUAUAAUAUAUCAAAAAACUAUGUAACUGUAGCAUAUUGCCAUUGUUAGUUUCUAAUUGAGGACGAACUGAUAAUCAGAUUAUCCAUAUGAAGCUAAUAAUUGUUAGGUUAUAAUUGUUUUUGUUUUCCUCGCUGACCGAACCCGCUGGCAGAAAAUUGUUGAACGAAUGAACUUUUUAGCCUGGUGAUUUUAUGUUCCAUAUUAUUGCUUCUGAUGUAAUUAAUGAAGUAUUUUAAUUUAAUAACCUGAAUGUAUAUAUAUAUAUACUUUUUACUUAUCCAAUGUAUUUUACUCUCCCUUUGUACACACACGCACCAGACAAACACACAUACAAACAUUUGUUGUUGUUUUUUUUUCUGAGUUCGGAAUCAAAUUUACUUACAUUAAAAUCUGAACU
Biomphalaria glabrata is the source of this 6038-nucleotide messenger RNA. RefSeq lists its product as uncharacterized. The record is from RefSeq and is a predicted model, not a curated record. The coding region runs from base 611 to 1861 and encodes 416 amino acids. Gene Ontology annotation, biological process: G protein-coupled receptor signaling pathway. Gene Ontology annotation, molecular function: G protein-coupled receptor activity. The transcript has 3 exons. Lineage: Eukaryota; Metazoa; Mollusca; Gastropoda; Planorbidae. Gene Ontology annotation, cellular component: plasma membrane.